This is a messenger RNA of Ziziphus jujuba (common jujube), 1741 nucleotides long. Its product is annotated as beta-amyrin 16-alpha-hydroxylase CYP87D16. The transcript is spliced from 10 exons. The coding region runs from base 124 to 1569 and encodes 481 amino acids. The record is from RefSeq and is a predicted model, not a curated record. Gene Ontology annotation, biological process: sterol metabolic process. Gene Ontology annotation, molecular function: oxidoreductase activity, acting on paired donors, with incorporation or reduction of molecular oxygen; iron ion binding; monooxygenase activity. NCBI's taxonomy places the organism in Eukaryota, Viridiplantae, Streptophyta, Magnoliopsida, Rosales, Rhamnaceae.
CAAAACCAAUGAUACCAAACGACGUCAAAAAAAUUCUUCCAAGUUUUACCAGGAUCCAAACAGGCCUUAAGUCCACUUAAGCUUGCUUUGGUUGUUUGGUUCAACGUACACAAGGUGAAGAUUAUGUGGACGAUCGGGUUGUAUAUUCUAGUUGCAGUUCUGGUCAUUUUCAUUAGCCAGUACUGGAGGAAUAAUGCAAGAUACAGCAAUGGAGUUGUUCUCCCUCCAGGUUCCAUGGGCUUACCUUUCAUUGGUGAGACUCUUCAUCUCAUCUUUCCCAGUUAUUCUCUUGAUCUCCACCCAUUCAUAAAGAAGAGAAUUCAAAGAUAUGGACCUAUAUUUCGAACAAAUUUGGCAGGUCGGCCAGUGGUGAUAUCAGUUGAUCCAGAGUUCAACAACUAUGUUUUCGCUGAAGAAGGAAGAACAGUUGAACUUUACUACAUGGACACAUUUUCCAACAUCUUUAAGCAUGAAGGUGAAAGUCGAACCAAUGCACAUGGUAGUCUCCACAAGUACAUCAGAGGCAUAUUUCUUACUCAUUUUGGUGCUCAGAGUCUGAAGAAUAAAUUGAUCCCUCUGAUUGAACAAUUCGUGGACACAAAUCUUCGUGCAUGGUCAAAUCAAUCAUCUAUUGAAGUCAAACAUGAAGCUUCUGCGAUGGUCCUAAACUUUUGUGCGAAGCAAAUAUUCGGUCAUGAUCCAGAAAAAUCAUCAGAAGACUUAAGUGAAAUGUAUAGCAGAAUACUAGACGGUCUAAUGUCUUUCCCCUUGAACAUUCCUGGUACAGCAUAUCAUAGAUGUUCCAAGAGCCACGAAAAAGCAACAAACAUGUUGAGGAAUAUGCUAAAGGAUAAAGUCAAUAAUUCAGCAGAGCAGAAAAGUGGAGGAGAUUUAGUCGAUCAGAUGAUCAGAGACAUGGAUAAAGAAAAGUAUUUGUCAGAGGAACUGGUUGUCCAGAUGCUCUAUUCGGCAUUAUUUGCUACAUUUGAGUCUGUUUCAGCAGUCAUAGCUUUAGCUUUUCAACUCCUUUCGGACCAUCCUUCUGUAUUACAAGAAUUAACUGCUGAGCAAGAUGCGGUCUUUAGAAGGAAAAAGGAUCCAAAUUCACCACUCACAUGGGAUGACUAUAAAUCAAUGACCUUUACUCUUCAAGUUAUCAAUGAAACUCUAAGGCUAGGAAAUGUGGCGCCAGGAUUAUUAAGGAAAGUACUCAAAGACAUUGAAGUAAAAGGAAAAGGAUUUACAAUUCCAGCAGGUUGGACAAUUAUGGUUGUCACUUCGGCUCUUCAGAUGAAUCCUGACACCUAUAAGAAUCCUCUUGAGUUCAAUCCAUGGCGUUGGAAGGAAAUGGAUUCAGAUGUUAUAUCGAAGAAUUUCUCGCCCUUCGGUGGAGGAACAAGACAAUGUGCAGGAGCUGAAUUUAGUAGAGCGUUCAUGUGCAUUUUCUUCCAUGUCUUGCUCACCAAAUAUAGGUGGACAAAGAUCAAAGGGGCAACAAUUUCUCGAAAUCCUAUUUUAGGAUUUGGAAAAGGCAUUCACAUUAGGUUCGCGCAGCAAUACGUAAAUUAAAGCAAAUAAGAGAUGCAUAUUAAUUUCCUAUAUUAAUUAAUAUACUAUAUAGAAACAAUUAAGUAAUAAGGAUUAUAUGGAUGCACUGGGACAUAAUAAUUUUGAAUAUAUAUUCAUCGCAUGUGUGGAACAUACAUUUGUAUUUUAAUAAAAUCAGGAUAUUCUGAUUGUU